AUGACAACAAACAGCUCUCCACAAGUCCAGGCUAUUAACGUGAAGCCGGUCUACCACUGUCGUUGGUGUGAGAAAACAUUUUCAAGACGCGACCAUCGUCAACGUCAUGAGCGAGCGCACACCAAGGAGAGACCUUUCUUGUGUCAUCUCUGUGCCGCCUCGUUUGGCCGCCGAGACAUCCUCCAGCGCCAUUGCAUCCAUGUUCACGGUGCAUUAGCCAGCGACGAGAGGGAUGCCCUCAACCGUGGAGAUCGAUUGAAGGCGCAGGCCGCGCGACCUUCGAAGAAGCGGCGGAUAUCAGACGCAGCUGACGCUCUUCCGACUCUAGCUUUUGCUGCUGAUGAGCCUGUCCCGGUCGAUCCGGCGAGCAUUAAGGACCAAUUGGAUCAGGUUGCAAGACGAUAUGUUAUGCUAGAUAAUCUAGAUCAGCUGGAAAUGCUCAGUCAGGUCUCCCCUGGGCCUCCGGAUUUGGACACGAGCAUCUGGUCGGUGCUUUGUGAAUAUUUUGACUUCCCAGUGUCCCCGCAAGCAUCGGCGGCUUCACAACGUACCGAAGCUAUCCUCGAGUGCCCACCUACGGAGCCUCAGUUACAGCGUGCGUCCAGCAGGGUUUUUGAAAGGGUCACCGGGCUGACUCCGCCUCCACCCAGCUUCAUGCAAAGUAACAGAUCUCGAGGUCUCAUGCCUCCUCCUCAAAUCACGGUACCUCGCUCCAUCGGAGGCGGAAUCGACUUUGCCCUCCAACAGAUUGAUACUGGGCGCAUACUGACAAAUUACACCUCCCACAUCGCGCCAGGUCUGCCAAUGCUACAUCUUCCCACUAUCGACUUGAGUCCUUGGAUCAAACACGGGCACUCGAAGUGUGAUGGGUGCUGCCUCCCCAAUGGAUCUGUCGUCCCCGCCCGCCGUCGCGUCAACCGUUGCCUGAUGAUAAGUCUUCUCACUCUAGGUGCAAUUUGCGAUCAUCGGCAUGCCCUUGCCGAAAGGCUAUUUCGAGAGUCCGGGCCCGCAAUUCGAGAAUACCUCAAAGAAAUCCGGCUAAACAAGUCCGAUGAGCCACCGCCUUUGGAUCUUAUUCAAGCCCUGACUUUCUACAUUGCUUAUGGACUCUGCUCCGGAAGCAAACAAAUCGAAGAGAGCAUGCUAGGGCAUAUGAGCUGCCUUGGAAGUCUUGUUCAAGACGCUCAACUAUCAAAGCCUAUGUCAGAAUUCAAUUACGGCCCUAUGAAGCCAGGCCCCGAUGAUGAUUGGUUCCUAUGGGCAGCAGAAGAGGAAAGGAAGCGCACAUAUUUUGCUGUGCUUGUGUGCCAAAGUUCAGCGGUGAACUACCUCAACAUUCAGCCAUACUUGCAUUCGAAAGGAAUUGAAUGGACCUUGCCAGUUGAUGAAGAUCUCUGGGAGGCUAGAACCGCAGCUUCCUGGCGCGAGUUGAGACGACGCACGCCAGAUGCUCCACGAUUCAAGGAUGAGCUAGCCCUGCUCUUUGCUAAUCCAGCGCCAUCUUUUAAGACAGUGGCGGACUUUCCUACUUCAACUACGGGUGAGCAUCAAGAGCUUGAAUCGGACGAACCACACUUUGCAGCCACUCAAGCCGUUACCGAUAUCUCUACAAAUCGUAGAUUGCCUAGCCAAUACGGAUGCUUGGUCCUGAUAGGAGCAUUGAAUGUCAUGGUUUGGGAGCACGCCCAUGGCCGGACCUUCACGUUCGGCCUCACGGCUGGAGGACUAGUACGUGAUAAAGUUGCCUUGCUCAACAAGAGCAGCCUCUCCAACUCCUUAAGGCAGUGGCAGGAGAUGUGGCAGUCUUACCCAAAGCACUAUUCCCACGAAGAUGCACGAUACCGAAUUCUAGCGACCUGCGUUCCACUGCUUGAUCACGCCGAACUGCUUUUGCAUGUUGACAUCGCACAAGCAAAGGACGCGCUCUUCUCGAGAGACUACCAAAAGACCUCCAUGGCGUAUUCGAGCCUUCCUAUGGUCAUCGACGAUAGUGAUGACGUAUCCUUCGAUUCUGAAGCCGAUUCGCCGCGUUAUGAACAAGUACACCAUAAGAAGCGAUGCUAUGGGCUUCGCGGAGCUGCCGCAUACGCCGUGAAAGCUCUCGAACUAGCGUUCCGCAUAGGUCCAUGGUUUUCUUCCGAAGACGCAUGUUAUGAUGCUCCAAUUCAAUCCGUGGUGGCAAUGUUCUAUUGCACGCAGGUCGUAUCAAGCUGGCUGCUUGCUUAUUCCACGAAGUAUCAUCAAGAUGUGGACGUCACCAAUCCUCGGAGGGAACAGAUCGAGGACAAGGUUCUACUCAAGGCAAUCAAACAGCUCAUCAGCCAUCGCAACCAAACAUCACUGCCGUUUGAAGAUGAUACGAUAAGCGAUUUUUCAAUGGAGCUUUUCGACGAGAUGGCGAUCUUACAACUGGCCAUCGGUCUCAUCACCGCGCAUGUCCAGCUCCUGAAACGCGUCAGCUUCUGGCCUCCUGCUGCUCAUCUCAUCGAGGCGUUGCAAGUCCGAGCGAAUGCUAUACAAGAAAUGUCGAAACUCGUUCAGCCUAGCAAACCGGAUCACCAGUCACCAUCGCUUGUGCCGUUUCUCCAUUUUGGCGAGAGUGACACGGAUGCCGAUGGCUGGUCCCUUCAAACAACGAUUCCUCCGUGUGCGGGCUGA
Molecule: messenger RNA, 2658 nt
Organism: Mytilinidion resinicola
Lineage: Eukaryota; Fungi; Ascomycota; Dothideomycetes; Mytilinidiales; Mytilinidiaceae
Exons: 2
Coding region: 1-2658 (885 amino acids)
Biological process (GO): DNA-templated transcription; regulation of transcription by RNA polymerase II
Cellular component (GO): chromatin
Molecular function (GO): RNA polymerase II cis-regulatory region sequence-specific DNA binding; DNA-binding transcription factor activity, RNA polymerase II-specific; zinc ion binding
Source: RefSeq, a predicted model, not a curated record